GAAUCACAGCUUGAAAGAAUACGAAGAAUGCAACAAAAUAACCAAGCAGAAUGUAAAUAUUCAUUGCAUGGUUAUCUACUUGUAUUCCAGUAUUGGAUAUACGAAGCUUUUCCUAAAAUUGGACGACAUUUUGGUCAUCGUAUUCGUACAAGUUUAAAAUGUCCACGAAUGCAUAAAUGGCAGCCUCAAAUGGUAUUAGCGGAAAAUGUUAUUAAAGAAUUUUUAGCUACUGAAGAGAAUCAGUUAACCAACUGGAAAUCACAUAUGGAAUCAAUUGUAGCCUCUGUACAACAUGAUUUGCCCCCUCCAACAAAUCAAGCUGAAUUUGAAAUGCUUUCAACAUCUGAACAUGUAGAAGACGUCGAAAGAUCAACAAAAGAAAAAAAAAGGUAAGCAAAAAGAGACACAAUCUCCAUCACCAACCGCAACGAAUACUUUAAAAGAUUAUAACAUCGACAAAUACAAAAACAUUAGAGAAUGGAUAUCAGAAAAUCCAUCAGAGUAAGAUAUUAAAAUUAACUUCGUUAACUUAAAUAUUCUAUUUCGUAUUUUACUUAUUUAAUAACAAUUUCAUUUUUUCUUAUAUAGUGCAUACUAGAAAGAUGAAAUCGGCAAUCAAUACGCAAGACAUUCGCUGAUGAAUAUAAUAAAUCAAAUUAAAGAUAUAAAUAUUGUGGUAAGUCAACUUUAGCAAUUUUAAUUAAUUUUACUUCGUUAUUAAUAUAGCUAAUUUAAAUUUUUUUUACUAACAUAUUGAUAUAGAAUUAAAGCUAUUGCGAAGACUCAUUUAUGAUACAUCUUCCCCGAUUUCCAAAGAAUAUGCAAUCAUGGACUUUCGAUUCGAGAAUGAGUGUGUUCAUUGGUACACAACGAUCAAACGAGGAGCAACCGCUUCUGUGAAUAAUUUCCAGGCAUUAGAGCAAUACACAAAAGGAGAAUUACCUACAUUUGCUCGACCCUGGAUAACAUACAACUAUUUAUUGAUUCCAGUCGCAUAUCCAGGCAACAGUUGGUUUAUUUUUCUUGUUGAUUUUGAAAAGUGGAAAUUUCAAGUAUAUGAUUGCAGCCACAACAUUCAUACACCAGAUGCAAUCAAAUUACGUACAGCCCCAGUUUUGGAUGUAGUACAAUCAUUAUUAAUAGCUACUGACAUUUUCUUCGGGAAGCCAAAUUUACGAAAACAUAGAAAUAAACGUAUGAAAUUGGAAAUCAUACCGCAUCUACCUUCUCAAAAU
Olea europaea var. sylvestris is the source of this 1235-nucleotide messenger RNA. RefSeq lists its product as uncharacterized. Bases 28 to 393 code for a protein of 121 amino acids. The transcript is spliced from 3 exons. The record is from RefSeq and is a predicted model, not a curated record. NCBI's taxonomy places the organism in Eukaryota, Viridiplantae, Streptophyta, Magnoliopsida, Lamiales, Oleaceae.